AUGUUCUUACAACAAAAUGACUAUGUGUCAUUGUUGUGGAAACCUUUGCUAUGUUCUGAAGAAAACUAUAAUUCACUAAAAAUUGCACUUUUAAUUUUAACCAAGAUGUUAUACGAGUCAAAUAUUAAUUUUACUAUCCGUGUAGCAUAUCCCCUUCGAUAUAGAUCUGAUGGAACUCAAUUACUAAUCAUGAAAAAAGUUAAUUACCAAUCUACAAGUCCUGAUGAGCUGGCAAUUUUAGAAGCUACAAGACUUUUGGGAAUUGAAUUUUGGAAGCAUCAUCUAGAUAAACUUGAAAUAAUUUUAACAACUCAUCAAGCUAGACUAGCUGGGUUGGGUCAAAAACUAUAUAAUGAGUAUUACCAAACUUUAUUGGACAUGUAA
Molecule: messenger RNA, 384 nt
Organism: Cryptosporidium muris RN66
Lineage: Eukaryota; Apicomplexa; Conoidasida; Eucoccidiorida; Cryptosporidiidae
Exons: 2
Coding region: 1-384 (127 amino acids)
Source: RefSeq, a predicted model, not a curated record